CAGAAUGUUGUAUUCUACUACUAUUAAGGAAGUUCUGAUUAGAGUAGGAUGCUCUCUACAAAGACCUUGCCGCUCUUCUGAAUACAACCUGUGCUUUCUCAAACUGGGAGCCCAGUGCGUUAACAACUCCAAGAAGAUGUUUCUUUGAGACAAUUAGGAAAGUAAGAUACAAAUAUUUUUAUCCAAGAGAUCAAUUGCUCUCCCUGGUGGAGAUAGUGUCCGGCUCCCCACCGUAUUGAAGCAUCUCGGAAAUCAGAAGAGCAGUGGAAUGAAGAAAUAGAGGUAGCAAUAGAAAAUGGGGAAGUGCCAGCUGUCGCUUCUGGUGUUGCUGCUGUUUUUGCGGACAAUCCUGGGAGGGAAGCAGUGCCCUUCCCCUGUCUGUGAGUGCUACCAAGAAAGCGACUUCCGUGUUACCUGCAAGGACAUCCAUUUCAUUCCCAGACUCCCUCAGAAUACCCAAACAUUGAAAUUCACAGAGACUCAUCUGAAAACCAUCCCCAGUGAUGCAUUUGCAAAUCUGCCCAACAUUUCCAGGAUCUACUUAUCCAUUGAUGUAACUCUUCAAAGACUGGAGGCCCAUUCAUUCUACAAUUUGAGUAAGAUGACUCAUAUAGAAAUUCGAAAUACUAGGAAUUUAACUUACAUAGAUCCUGAUGCCCUAAAAGACCUGCCUCUCUUAAAAUUCCUUGGGAUUUUUAAUACAGGACUUAAAAUAUUUCCUGACCUGACCAAAAUUGAUUCAGUUGAUGUGUUCUUUAUACUUGAAAUCACAGACAACCCUUUUAUAACUUCAGUUCCUGUGAAUGCUUUCCAAGGGCUCAGCAAUGAGACCUUAACCUUGAAACUCUAUAAUAAUGGUUUUACCAGGGUUCAAGGACAUGCCUUCAAUGGGACAAAGUUGGAUGCUGUUUACUUAAACAAGAACAAAUAUCUGACUGUCAUUGAUGAAGAUGCUUUUUUGGGAGUAUACAGUGGACCUACCCUGCUGGACGUUUCUUACACUAGUGUUACUGCCCUACCAUCUAAGGGUCUGGAGCAUCUGAAAGAACUUAUAACAAGAAAUACUUGGACUCUUAAGAAGCUUCCCUUUUCUUUGAGUUUCCUUCAACUGACACGGGCUGACCUUUCCUACCCAAGUCACUGCUGUGCCUUCAAGAACAGAAAGAAAAACAAAGGAAUCCUUGAGUCACUAAUGUGCAACCAGAGCAGUAUUCAGAGCUUGCGUCAGAAGAAAUCUGUCAAUGCCUUGAAUGGUCCCUUCUACCAAGACUAUUCAGAGGAACAGAACCACACAAAUGAAGUGUAUGAGGGAGACUCUACAGACUUCCACAGCAAUUCCCAUUAUUAUGUCUUCUUUGAAGAACAGGAGGAUGAGAAUAUUGGAUUUGGCCAAGAACUUAAAAACCCUCAAGAGUUGAUUAUACAGGCAUUCGAUAGCCAUUAUGACUAUACUGUGUGUGGAGGCAAUGAGGAUGUGUCAUGCUCCCCAGAGCCAGAUGAAUUCAACCCCUGUGAAGAUAUAAUGGGAUAUAAGUUUCUUAGAAUCAUAGUAUGGUUUGUCAACCUCCUGGCUCUCCUUGGCAAUUUCUUUGUCCUGUUUAUUAUUCUCACCAGCCAUUACAAACUUACUGUCCCACGCUUUCUCAUGUGCAACUUAGCCUUUGCUGACUUCUGUAUGGGGAUUUACUUGCUCCUUAUUGCUUCUGUUGACCUCUAUACCCGCUCUGAGUACUACAACUAUGCCAUUGAUUGGCAGACUGGCUCUGGAUGCAACACAGCUGGAUUUUUCACUGUUUUUGCUAGUGAACUAUCUGUGUACACACUGACAAUCAUCACACUAGAGCGCUGGUAUGCUAUCACUUUUGCCAUGCGCCUGGACAGGAAGAUCCGCCUACGGCAUGCAUUUAUGAUCAUGUUAGGUGGUUGGGUUUGCUGCUUUCUCCUAGCCCUGCUUCCAUUGGUGGGGGUAAGCAGUUAUGUCAAAGUUAGUAUCUGCCUCCCCAUGGAUACAGAGACUCCCCUUGCUCUUACCUACAUCAUUGUAGUCCUGCUGCUGAACAUUAUUGCUUUUAUCAUCAUCUGCAUCUGCUAUGUAAAAAUCUACAUCACUGUCCGAAAUCCCCAGUAUAGUCCAGGUGACAAAGAUACCAAAAUUGCCAAGAGGAUGGCAGUCCUGAUCUUCACUGAUUUCAUGUGCAUGGCCCCAAUUUCCUUCUAUGCUUUGUCAGCUGUUAUGAAUAAGCCCCUCAUCACUAUUAGCAACUCAAAAAUCUUGCUAGUCCUUUUCUACCCUCUUAAUUCAUGUGCCAAUCCAUUCCUUUAUGCAAUCUUCACCAAGGCUUUCCGGAGAGAUAUUUUCAUUCUACUGAGUAAGUUUGGUAUCUGUAAGCACCAGGCUCAAGUCUACCGAGGACAGACAAUCUCUCCAAAAAAUAGCAUUGGUAUUAAUUGCCAGAAAGGUUGUCGAGAAGCAGGGAAAACCCUUGCCAAUGUGCAGGAUGAUUAUGAAUUACUUGAAAACUUUCAUCUGGCCAAAGGCAAGCAGAACCAACUCAACAUAGAUUGUAAACUGACAGUUUUAUAAGCUCUUCCUCAUACUCUAAAACAUCUCAAAAUGGUAAUCUGACUGACAAAAUCCUGAUUUCUUAAUUGAAGGUUUUUAAUUCUGUGCUACAAUUCUUCCUCUUCCUUCUGGUUCCUGCAUUUCUUACAAUGAAUAAAUAAAUAUAUUUUGCACAUGAAAGACUUUAACCUAUUUUCUCCCAAAAACAUAUCAUCCUUAAGAAAACAAAGAAGUAUUACCAUGACUAAGAUUUCAUCUCAAACGUAAGCGAUAGCAAAAUGGUGGAUCUUCUCUGGGAGUUUUCCCAAUUUGUUCUUAAAACAAGACUAAAGACAAAAUUCUUUAAAAGUCAGUAGAGUUGUUGACAGUGGAGAUGCUCUAACUUCUGAUGGCUCCUGUAGUAAUGUGGAAUCUGUAUUUGGACAUUUUCCAAUGAAUUGGUCGAGUUCAAACAGUUUAUUAUAUGCUUCUUUUUAGCUUCGUAGUGCUUAGUUUCUUCAUACUGUCACAAAAAACUAAAGCUACUUUGAACCUAAAGUCAAAAAAUAAGAAUAUGAAGAGAGUAGCUAUGGUAAGCAAUAAAUAACAGUUGAGACGGGUUGUAAAGGAGAUCCUUUUUCAAGAUGCUUUUUUCUGAUCCUAGCUACUCUUCGAAACCACUCACAGUAUUCAUCUCCACAAGGGAUUCAAUCAUUUUGGGUUGCCCAGAAGAAUAUAUAAGCUUGUUUCUAUGAGUAAAAGCCUAACUUCCUAAUGAGUAAAUACCCAGAUACAAAGGAAUGGAAUUGUAGAAACCAUAUCUGGUUAACAACAGCUGUCUGUUAUAGUACUUAUAAAAGCCUAAAUUUGGCCCAUUAAGUAUGAUAUAGUUUUCCUUACAUGUUACUAUGAAAAACCUUUUCAACUUUCUACAAAAUAAAGUUUACUUGAUUUGAUCAACAUCAUCUCUCCUUAACCCUGGCGGCUUGCUUAUUGCUUCUCCUUUCCUUCAAUAUAAGGGAAUAGAAAGUAUUUUCUUUCUGAAAUAGGCUACUUUGGGAGUCAAAAGUCCUGAGUUCUAAGCCUGACUCUAUCAUUCUUAGGCUAUGUGACCUUGGACAAGUCCCUUAAUAAUGUCUGGCCCACAGUUUCUUCAUUUUUAAAAUGAGGUGUUUUAGCCUGGAUGAAUCCUAAAGUCCAUUAUGAUAAGACUCCCACAUACAUUUAUUUCCAUGAGAAACAUACAUGAAGGAAAUGGAGAGGAAAAAGAAAGACUGCCAUAUUUUCUUUAGACCUACUCUCUAUUUCUCAGAGGCUCCUGGGCAGAUGAGGGCAGGUUUCCUCCUAUUCCACCUAGCCAUGGGGUUCUUAAGAUUACUAAAUCAAAUAAGUUAGAUUCUAAUGAUGAAUUGGGCUGAAUCUGAACUGUUAAGUUGGCAUCUACUCUAUGUUCUAUGGUUGUUAAGACAAAAAAGGAAUCCUACAAAACUUUUUGAUAAAAUUAUUGAUACAAUUAAGUAAUGUACAUUGUAAAGGAUAGUGGUGGAUCAGAAUAAUUCCCCACCCAAGAGCACUCAAAGCCUGCUCACCCUACCUCUACCCUCUGUCCAAAUAGAUAAUAUCCUCAAGAAUUAAUAUAUUUGCUAAGCAAAAUUUGGACCAAAUUAAGAAGCUUCCAAAGGUGAGUAAACAAUGCUACUUAAACUCAUGACAUUAAAAAAUCCGCACAUAGUGUUGGCUUUUCCUUGGCACCUGAAAAUCCUUUAUAUAUAUAAAGAGAGAGACUUUAUAUAGAUGUGCUCUUCUUUUUGCCAAGAUUCUACAAUUGCCCAUAUUUUGGGGAUCUUUAUCAACAAAUACUAUCAUUUGUUUGCUAUAUAUAUUCUCUGCUGAAAAAAGACCCCAAACACAGAAGUCAUUUUUUUCUUUAUGCUCAUUAACUCUUAUAUUGUGUCAAAUUAGGGUGCCAAAUGAACCUACUUGCAACUAUCAAAUCUGAUUACAGCUUUCAUAGUACCAGGUUAUUUGAAAAUUUGCACACAUUUUAAUAGAAAAAUGCUAAGUACUCUAUCAUUAGUUACUCCCAAGUUGGCAAGCAAGUAUAUAAAAUUUAUUGAAUUUAUUAUUUUGUUGUAUAUACUUUGUAACAUUUUACAAUGUUUUGUCUUAAUGAAAUAAUAUCUUGAAUAUAUGCUUUUAAAGCACAGACCUAGAAAAUUGACUACAGCUCAAUCUUUGAUAGAAAUGAAUGUGCUACAUAGUUCUCAUGCUUUAAACUUCCUUCUUCUGAAAAGUAUUGCCUUGAGUUGUACAAUCUUCCUCUCUCUAACUCCAGCAUUCUUUUUGUGUCUAAUGUAUGUUUUAUAACUAACAAUCCCAGGAUGAAUGUUCAACUAGGAAGAAGAAUUAAUACCUUUCCCAACAAGGGUCUUUUGUUGGUUUCUAUUAUAAAUGAUAAUCCUUUGCUAGCUAGAGACCCUAUGCUUAACUUAUGUCAUUUUGUGAAAACACUGAUAGCAAGUAAAUUCCAUAUUGUUUUCCUGAAGGUCUGGGAGCUUAUAUCAAGAAGUUAUUAAUUUUGACAAUGGAACUGUAAACAGAAGCCUAAUGAAUAAAUAGUUAUAAAAAGAAACUGUUUUUAUUAAUGAUUCUCAUAAUCACUCAGAUGGAUUCAUUCUCUCUAGUGGUGAAUCAAUAAGUAUUAAGCAUUUAUUAUGGGCCAUUCACUUUAACAUCCGGGUUAUACAAAGACUGACCCUGCUGGCACUCUAUCUGCCUUCAAAGAACACAUUCUAAUAAUGGAAAUAAACAUAUAUGGUAUAUACAGAGUAGAUCCAAAGCAAUCUCAGAAGGUAAGGCAUUAUGAUGGGAGUAGGAUUGCAGGGGCAGGAAAGGCUUCCUGUAGAAGGAAUUUGAGUUGGGUGUUAAAGCUAGCCAGGAGGCAAAGGUGAGGGGAGAGAGGGUAUUCCAGGCCCAUAGAAAGGCAAAAAGACUUAGAGAAGAAGUGUGUGUGCAAAGAAUAGUAAGUAAGUCAUUGUAACUAUAUUGUAAGGUACUUAUUAGGUAUAGACCAACAUCAUUGACCAAGAUCAAAAUGGGUACAUAAUUUAGACAUAAAGGAUGACAUCAUGAGCAAAUCAAACAAGGAAUAGUUUAGCUGUCAGAUCUAUAGAGAAGAGAAAAAUAUAUAAGAAAAUAGAGCACUACUCUCAUAUUAUUCUCCUAAUUAUGUUAAAUUAAAAAGGGUUUGCAU
Sarcophilus harrisii (Tasmanian devil) is the source of this 5795-nucleotide messenger RNA. RefSeq names its product thyroid stimulating hormone receptor (gene TSHR). Gene Ontology annotation, biological process: G protein-coupled receptor signaling pathway. NCBI's taxonomy places the organism in Eukaryota, Metazoa, Chordata, Mammalia, Dasyuromorphia, Dasyuridae. The transcript has 11 exons. The coding region runs from base 296 to 2584 and encodes 762 amino acids. Gene Ontology annotation, molecular function: thyroid-stimulating hormone receptor activity. Gene Ontology annotation, cellular component: membrane. The record is from RefSeq and is a predicted model, not a curated record.